UAUUUAAACACCGGCUAUGGAUCCAGAAACCCGCGCGAAUCAAUGGCAUCAAACGCGAAGGAGGUGCACCGUCAAUUACAAGCACUUGGACAAGUUUAACUUUUUUUUUUCUUUUACAAAUAAGGCCUUCAAACGCAACCUUAGCAACGCCCAAAUAAGAAGCUACCUCUAAGCCAAAUAGCCUAUGUGCAAAGGGAGGGAGUAUAUAUAUAUAUUUAUAAUAAGCCUAUAUGUAUAUUACAGACGCACAGGUUUACAUUCUGUGAACUUUUUUUCCUUUUUUCUUUCUUUGCUUUUUUUUUUUAAACCUAGGGACAUUGCAGAGGACUCUUCCUCUCUAUCUUUUGGCGCUUUACUGAAGGGGUAUUCUGUUUUCUUGGAGCGCCCAAGGGGGCGCAGGGACAGAGGAAAGACAAGAGAGGGGAAGGAAAGGGGCAGGGUGGGUGGGGGGCAGAGGGCGAGCCGGCGGCCAAGGCGAGCGCUCUCUGGCAACACGAUGCGGUCCCUGCUGCUGUUCACUUUCUCAGCGUGCGUGCUGCUGGCCCGGGCGCUGCUGGCUGGCGGCGCGAGCAGUGGCGGCGGGGACACCGGGCCAGGCAGCAGGCGCCGGGAGAGAGAGGCGCUGGCGGCUCAAAAGAUCGAGGUGCUCGUGCUAUUGCCCCGGGACGAUUCGUACUUGUUCUCGCUGGCCCGGGUGAGGCCGGCCAUCGAGUACGCGCUGCGUAGCGUGGAGGGCAAUGGCACCGGGAGGAAGCUGCUGCCACCGGGCACUCGCUUCCAGGUGGCCUACGAAGACUCAGACUGCGGCAAUCGUGCGCUCUUCAGUCUGGUGGACCGCGUGGCGGCGGCGCGCGGCGCCAAGCCGGACCUCAUCCUGGGGCCCGUGUGCGAGUACGCGGCGGCGCCGGUGGCCCGGCUGGCGUCUCACUGGGACCUGCCGAUGCUGUCCGCAGGAGCUCUGGCCGCAGGUUUCCAGCACAAGGACACGGAGUACUCGCACCUCACGCGCGUGGCGCCCGCCUACGCCAAGAUGGGAGAGAUGAUGCUCGCUCUGUUCCGCCACCACCACUGGAGCCGCGCUGCCCUGGUCUACAGCGACGACAAACUCGAGAGAAACUGCUAUUUCACCCUCGAGGGGGUCCACGAGGUUUUCCAGGAGGAGGGUUUGCACACGUCUGCCUACAAUUUCGACGAGACCAAAGACUUGGACCUAGACGACAUAGUGCGCUACAUCCAGGGCAGUGAGCGAGUGGUGAUCAUGUGUGCCAGCGGUGACACCAUCCGGAGGAUCAUGCUGGCGGUGCACAGACACGGCAUGACCAGUGGAGACUACGCCUUCUUCAACAUCGAACUGUUCAACAGUUCUUCCUACGGAGAUGGCUCGUGGAAGAGAGGAGACAAACACGACUUUGAAGCUAAGCAAGCAUACUCAUCCCUCCAAACAGUCACCCUACUGAGGACCGUGAAACCUGAGUUUGAGAAGUUUUCCAUGGAGGUGAAAAGUUCUGUUGAGAAACAAGGGCUCAAUGAGGAGGAUUACGUGAACAUGUUUGUUGAAGGGUUUCAUGAUGCCAUCCUCCUCUACGUUCUGGCUUUACAUGAAGUGCUGAGAGCUGGCUACAGCAAGAAGGAUGGGGGAAAAAUCAUCCAGCAGACUUGGAACAGGACAUUUGAAGGUAUCGCCGGGCAGGUGUCCAUAGAUGCCAACGGGGAUCGAUAUGGGGACUUCUCCGUGGUUGCCAUGACUGACAUAGAAGCAGGCACCCAAGAGGUCAUUGGUGAUUACUUUGGAAAAGAAGGCCGAUUCAAAAUGCGAUCGAAUGUCAAAUAUCCUUGGGGCCCUUUGAAAUUGAGAAUAGAUGAAACCAGGAUUGUGGAGCAUACCAACAGCUCUCCUUGCAAAUCAUCAGGUGGCCUAGAAGAAUCUGCAGUGACAGGAAUUGUUGUGGGAGCCCUACUAGGUGCUGGUUUGCUAAUGGCCUUCUACUUUUUCAGGAAGAAAUACAGAAUAACCAUUGAGAGGCGAAAUCAGCAAGAGGAAAGCAACAUCGGGAAACACCGAGAGUUAAGGGAAGAUUCCAUCAGAUCACAUUUUUCGGUGGCUUAAAAGAAAUGCCCCUCUCACUUUGUCUGCUUGAGAUUCCUUAAAGAGACAGAUGCAAGAACAGACAUCAACGGAACAGAAAGGGUGUUCUCGGAGAAUUCAUUCUUCUAAACAGUAGUCAUUUCAUUUUAAAUUUUCUUUAGAAGCUCAGGAAUGAUUAUUAAUCACUAUCUGCCUCCUGGCCUUUCAUCUCAUGGCAAACAAAUAUAAUGAUAUAACGUAAUCCUGUUAAGUGUUCUCGCUGCUGGAGGGGCAUCGGAGUAGAUUUAUGUCUUGAAAGUCUGGUGUCUGCAUAUCUUGAUUGCUUUGGGAGCAUUUCAUAAGAGGUUAUAAAAAUGUGGGUUUUCUAAAAUGAAAAGUUUCGUAGCUAGAAUAAAACAACUUUUACAAGUAGAAUAUUCUUGGAAAGAAUUUAACACCCACUAAGAGGACGAUGGAAUGAAAGAAAUCUCAAGGCUGGGAAUGCAGUGCCCCUCUCUCUGGACCUGGGAAACAGGUUUGUAGUUGACGAGGGUUGCGCCCAACGUCCACAUUCAGGUCUGACUUCAUAUCUCAAGAAAGGAUCCCCCCUGUCUCUUUUAGUGUUUCAUCAAAGCUACUCUGGAAAUCUGUAAAUAUUAGUGAGCUAGGAGGAAUUAUAUAAGAAAAAUGAGUCUAAAAAUGUUUCUUUUAUGAUGUAAAAAAAAAGCCCUACUUCACACUAACAUUUUAUUUUUAAGUAUUUUAAUCUUAUAUUUUGGUAUUAGAAAUGUGUCUAUUUUUUCAUUUUGAAGAUUAAAUUUCACUUAUAUUUUAAGAGCAUGAAGGAGGUGUGUGACAAAUCUGUGGUGAGGAAGGAAUGAUUCUCUUUUUCUCUGCUGUCCUCUGCCCCUUGCCUGUGGCCAAUACGAACUGAUGCUCUGACUGACGACGCAUGGGAAGUCUGUUCAGCUUAAGAACUCUGAAGGGAUACAUUGAUGUUAAGCCGUUGUUCAUUUUCGACUGUUUUAAAUGUAUGUUAUUGGAGGGCUACAUCCCUUCUAACUAUGGUCAAAUGAUGCCCUUCAAAACCAGUAGACUUAAGCAGAGACUAAGAAAUGUUAAGAAACGCUUCCCUUCCCCCUCAAGAACAAGCAGGAUUUGAUAGCAAGACACAGUGGUGAUACAUUUUAAAAAAUUGCAUGUGGUUUAUCAAAAUAUGAGGUGAUGAUUUUGACUAAAGGGAAUGUUGGUAUCUGCUGUGUCCCUUUAACCUCAUAGAGUUUUGCAGCCACCAAAAAUCACGCAUAGCUUGGACAGUGAGCUAGGACAGAAAAGGGCAGCGCGGUCAAGACUAAGCCAAUUUUUGCUGGGAAUCCUCUUUGCACUCAGUUUAAAUUCGGGCUCCUACUUUAUCGUUUGAGGAGAGCACAGGGGUACCAUCUUGUAAUCAGGCCUUUCUUGUUGACAUCUUGAGCAUCUGAAACCCAGUUUAAAGGGGAGAAGCUAAGUAAUUCCUUGGAGGUCAUAUCCAUUAAGGUUAACCGUGGAGGAAGCCGAGCGAGCGCAGCAAGCUCUGGAAGCUAGCUUUCUGGAGGAGUGUAUCACAUCUUAUUCUCUUGUCUUCAGCUUAUUGAGUCAAAGUCAAUGGGCUGCAUCUGUUUGGCGUGAACUUCUUUAUGGCUCAGGAAAUGGGCUGUAAACCACAUGGUAAAACAAAUUAGCUGUAGAACAACGGAAGGAGGUACAUUGUGGUUCUGCAUGUGGGGUAUUGAGGGAAAGGUGCUGACUUCAGAGAGAGCAGAAAAAGUAGGCCAGAAAGGUAAACUUCAAAGUGCUAAUCCAGGAGGCAAGCUUGUGGAGCACAACUCAGGAAGGCAGAGGCUGAUGGUUAGGGACUCACAUAAUGAAGACAGAUGGGCAGAUGCCAACCACCCCAAUUCUCAGAACCAGACGUCUGCUUGUUUCUCUCUUUCAUGUUCAAUGAUGUUUUCCCUGUGUUUCCGAGAUACUCAUUUUUUAAUGUUUAUUUUUUUGAACCUGUGUGUUAAUUACAGGAGGGUGGCAGUUCUUUACCUGCCUAUAUUACUGGAGGGAAAGUUCUCUACCUGCCUAUAUUCUUUGGGUGUAAAUGUGUCUAAUCUGUUUGUGAAUUUAUAUAGUGGCCCAUUAAUGGUAGCAUUGUUACAGCAAGUAUCUUUUAUUUCUGCUCCCAGCUAGAGGAAUUGUUCCAAGGUUAAUAGCAUAUUCACAGAUUAGAUGUUAAAGAUGAGAAGGGAUCUAGCCUUUUUUUUUUUUUUUUCUUUUUAAAGCAGGGUGAAUCAUGAAGUCCCUGGAGUCAUUUCUAAUAUUAUUAAAGUUCAUUGCUUAUUUACAUGUCUGCUGUAUAGUUUGUCUUUCUUGAAUGUCUUUACAUGGCUAGGCAAGGUAGCCCAUGUCUUUAAUCCCAGCACUUGGGAGGCAGAAGCAGGGGGAUAUCUGUGAGUUUAGGGCCAGGAUGGUUUGCAUAGUGACUUUUAGGGCAGCUGUAGUUACACAGUUAGACCUUGUCUCAGAAAGAAUAAGUCUUCAUAUGAGCUGCCAAGACGUCAUUAAGUUUUGAAAACACCACUAAGUUGGGAAACCUUCUCUGAGAGUAUAGAUGUCUGUUCCAUGGUGGCCUUGGGAUAAGAACUCUUGAUAUUGUACUGUAGAACUUAAAUUCCUAACUGCUAAGCAACAACUUUGGCAAUUGGUCAUUCAUAAUCUGCCAGUAGUCAACUAUUACAUAAUAAACAAAAUGGAUCUUUCGUUCUUAAGCCAUUCUAUAAAUAUUUACUCUUAAAUCCAAUGAUCAAGGUUUCCAAGGGGAGAGUAUUUUAUUGAUAUUUUUCAUUAUCUGGUCAAAUAUAAGUUCAUAUGCAAGUUAAAAUAAGAAUAUACCUAUGGUGAUGGAAAUAAACACAAAUUUUUAUAGCCAAUAUUAUUGUCUUAGAUUUGGGAGAGAAGCUGAAUUCAGAAAUAAAACUUUCUGGGUAAAGUCAUAUCUAUUCCCAACACAAACAGAGGUUUCACACUGAAUCUGUCAACAUGUAUUGUUUUGAAGAACAGUAAGCGUGUCUUUUCCUGAACCACAGAUAGAAUUCCACAUGUCUUGAAAUAGUUGUUUACAUUUCAGAAUUCGUGGAGGAGAGGGAGAAUCCUAUGGAAUGAGAGCAGAUGCCCCACCCCCACUUCCUCUUUCUCUUGAAUAAAAAGCUUUGGAAUGCCAAGUCACUUCCCUCAGCUUAUAGGCUUCCUGUGACUUUGCUGAAGGCACAUAUACCUUCUGUGUCCCUAACUUACCUUUUUUCUUCUGGUUGGGACUGAUUAUAGGGGUCUAAGACAGGCAGUGGAAAGUGAAAAGGGAGACCUUUUAUAUCUCAGACAGAGAGUGGGUUCAGAAGCUGUUUCCAGUGGCGUCAUUGCUUCUUGAAACAGAGCUACUUGUACAGGUUUUUUAGAUAUCUCUCUCUCUCUCUCUCUCUCUCUCUCUCUCUCUCUCUCUCUCUCUCUAUCUCUCUCUCUCUCACACACAAGAAAAGAACGAAAGAAUAGUGUUUAUAAAUUGGAAAAUACCAGGGCCUAUGUUUGUUGAGACACAAAGAGCUCAGCUCCCUAAUGGGUGCAGCUACAAAGGCAAAUGCCAAUUGAAAUUUGGCCCUCUACCUGUUUGUGUAGUUACACCCUGUGGUUCAGGACUUCAGAAGAAAGCUGGUAAUGAGCUGAAUUUCUCCUUCAGUGGAAAAAACAGAAACUGUCUAGAAACACAGGAUGCUUUAGGGGCAGCAUAGAAGUAGAGAGAAUGAGCCAGUGGUACUGAAGGGACCCGUCUCUCUUCCAGUUGGUCUUUAGA
Molecule: messenger RNA, 5936 nt
Organism: Arvicanthis niloticus (Nile rat)
Lineage: Eukaryota; Metazoa; Chordata; Mammalia; Rodentia; Muridae
Gene: Npr3
Product: natriuretic peptide receptor 3
Biological process (GO): signal transduction
Cellular component (GO): membrane
Molecular function (GO): natriuretic peptide receptor activity; peptide hormone binding
Source: RefSeq, a predicted model, not a curated record